AUGGAGAAGAUAUCAAGUGAUCCUCCUCAGCAGGAAAUUCUACGUGAUGCACCCGAUGAAGGGGGAUCGCCAUCUAGCCCUCCGGCCAGCACCUGGAAGGUGGUAUCUCUCACCAUUGCGCUAUGUUUAGGCAUCUUUUGCAUGUCGUUGGAUGUCACAAUCAUCACAACCGCAAUUCCUCGUAUCACCGAUGAUUUUGACUCACUAGACGACGUGGGCUGGUAUGGCAGUUCCUUUCUUCUUACAACCUGCGCCACUACUCUCGCCUUUGGUAAAUUCUACACAUUUUUCUCCACGAAAUGGGUAUAUCUAUGUGCCCUCUUUCUAUUCGAAGUCGGUUCUCUUGUUUGUGGAGCUACUCCUACUUCACUUGGUCUGAUUUUGGGUCGAUGCAUCGCUGGUGUGGGUGCUGGGGGGAUCUUCUCCGGGAGUCUCUUGAUGAUCGCUCAGACUGUUCCUCUGCAUCAGCGCCCAAUCUUCACGUCCUUACUGGGUAGUAUGUACGGCAUUGCCAGUGUCGCUGGUCCUCCAUUGGGAGGCGUGUUGACAGAUCGUGUCACUUGGCGUUGGUGUUUUUACCUCAACUUGCCCAUUGGUGCUGUCACUGCAAUCUUCGUCCUGGUGUUUUUCCAAGCCCCCGACUCAGUAAAACGACGUCCCGAAUUCCGCAAAAUGGUGGGCGAGCUAGAUCCUCUCGGCUCGUUCUUUUUCCUACCUGCCAUCGUCUGUCUUCUCCUGGCCCUCCAGUGGGGAGGCACUCAAUACGCCUGGAACAGUGCCCGAAUCAUCGCCCUUUUUGUUCUCAGUGGUGUCCUCAUGAUCGCCUUUGCGGCUGUUCAGAUUUACCAGAAUGAGAAGGCCACACUUCCACCACGUAUCAUUUGCAAUCGAAACAUCUGGUCAUCAGCCGGGUAUGCAAUUAGCCUUAAUGGUGCAUACUUUGUCUUCAUUUACUAUCUUCCUAUUUGGUUCCAGACAAUCAAGGCGGCCUCGGCCACCAAAUCAGGUAUAAUGAACCUGCCGAGUAUCAUCACAAUCAUUACCGUCUCUAUUGUAUCCGGUACUCUUGUCACCAUAUUCGGCUAUUACAAUCCAGUCAUGAUCAUGGCCUCUGUCAUAGCAACAGUUGGGGCUGGCAUGCUUACUACCCUGAGUGUAGACUCGGGGAGUGGCGAAUGGAUCGGCUACCAAAUUCUAUUUGGAAUAGGCAUCGGUCUCGGAAUGCUACAGCCAUUUAUGGUGGUGCAGAAUGUGCUAGACGAUGAAGACGUCCCGACUGGUACAGCGGUGGCAACGUUUGCGCAGACCCUGGGAGGUGCAAUCUUCAUUUCUGUGGGUCAGAAUGUCUUCCAGAACCAAUUUGCGCAAGCCAUUCACUUGGAAGAUUCCUCGAUGGAUAUCGCCGAAGUUCUUGCAGCUGGUACAACUACUUUACGCAAGAACCUUCUAGCUGAGCAGCUGCCAGCGGUGCUAAGAUCCUACAACACCGCUAUUACCCAGACCUUUUACGUGGGAGUGGCUUUGGCAGGGAUUUCCCUCUUGGGAACCAUCGCCUUGGAAUGGAAGUCGGUCAAGAGGGCAAGGGACAGCACACCACCUACACCCACCGAUGAUGAGGCGAGUUGA
Molecule: messenger RNA, 1626 nt
Organism: Penicillium griseofulvum
Lineage: Eukaryota; Fungi; Ascomycota; Eurotiomycetes; Eurotiales; Aspergillaceae
Product: MDR family MFS transporter
Exons: 4
Coding region: 1-1626 (541 amino acids)
Biological process (GO): transmembrane transport
Molecular function (GO): transmembrane transporter activity
Source: RefSeq, a predicted model, not a curated record